Molecule: messenger RNA, 1205 nt
Organism: Theileria equi strain WA
Lineage: Eukaryota; Apicomplexa; Aconoidasida; Piroplasmida; Theileriidae
Product: small GTP-binding protein domain containing protein
Exons: 4
Coding region: 105-1205 (366 amino acids)
Biological process (GO): cytoplasmic translation
Cellular component (GO): cytoplasm
Molecular function (GO): GTP binding; GTPase activity
Source: RefSeq, a predicted model, not a curated record
AUUUCAAGUCCAGCUGGAUGCUGAAAUUGCCUCCAUUUUAACAGGUCAACGAGACUUUGUAAUUUCGGUGUUUGUCAACGGUUUAAUCUGCAAGUUACGGGAAAAUGUCAGUCUUUCAGAAAAUUGCGGACAUAGAGGCCGAAAUGGCCAGAACCCAAAAGAACAAGGCCACAAAUUUCCAUUUGGGUCUCCUAAAGGCAAAGCUCUCCAAGCUUAGAGCCCAGCUCAUCGAAGGAGGCGGAGGAAAAGGAGGAGGUGCGGGAGAAGGUUUUGACGUCUCCAAAACCGGUGAUGCCAGAGUCGGUUUGGUCGGAUUUCCGUCCGUGGGAAAGUCCACUCUGCUCAACAAACUCACAGGGACAUUCUCCGAGGUGGCAGCCUACGAGUUUACCACUCUGACUUGUGUCCCCGGUGUUAUCAGGUACAAGGGCUCAAAGAUACAACUCUUGGAUCUUCCCGGUAUCAUUGAAGGUGCCAAGGACGGUAAGGGUCGUGGAAAACAGGUCAUUGCGGUCGCAAGGACCUGCACAUUAAUUCUGGUGGUUCUGGACUCCUCCAAAUCAAUGAACCACAAGAGGCUCUUGGAGAAGGAAAUGGAAGGCUUUGGAAUCCGCCUAAACAAAACUCCACCAAACAUCACAUUUACCAGGAAAGACAAGGGUGGAAUCUCUGUAACACAUACAGUGCCACUAAACAACGUCGACGAGGAGAUCAUAAAGUCCAUUUGUCACGAAUAUCGCAUAAGCAACGCUUCCUUUGCUAUUCGCUGCGACGCCACCGUCGAUGACAUUAUCGAUGUAAUCGAGGGGAAUCGCAUCUACAUUCCCUGUCUCUACGUAAUGAACAAGAUUGACGAAAUCACGAUUCCGGAACUAGACAUUCUCUCUCAGGUCCCUCACUACGUGCCAAUCUCUGCACAUCACGAGUGGAACCUUGACGUCCUCCUGGAGAACAUUUGGAAGUACCUUGACCUCAUUCGCAUCUACACCAAGCCCAGAGGAAAGGCUCCAGACUACGAAGCUCCUGUCAUCCUCAAGAGGAGCCACUGUCGCGUAGAAGACUUUUGCGUGAGAAUCCACAAGUCCCUGCUCUCGCAAUUCAAAUAUGCUCUCGUUUGGGGAAAAUCAGCCAAACACAACCCUCAAAAGGUCGGAAAGGACCACUUCCUAGCCGACCAGGAUAUCGUCCAAAUUGUCAAAAAGUAG